Molecule: messenger RNA, 3558 nt
Organism: Symsagittifera roscoffensis
Lineage: Eukaryota; Metazoa; Xenacoelomorpha; Acoela; Convolutidae
Exons: 12
Coding region: 150-3035 (961 amino acids)
Biological process (GO): G protein-coupled receptor signaling pathway
Cellular component (GO): membrane; nucleus
Molecular function (GO): histone methyltransferase activity; G protein-coupled receptor activity; protein binding
Source: RefSeq, a predicted model, not a curated record
AGAAAUGGAAUUAAACGGCUUAGCGUAUAAUUGAAAAUGUAAUCAUUCAUCAAUUUUGCCUGAUUGCAUCUCUUACCUGCAAUUUGCAGAAGCAGAAGAGUUGUUCUUAAUUUUCGGGAAGGUAGAAAACUUUAUAUUUGAACUCAAGAAUGAAUUCGUCGACAAGCUUGUUGAAGUUGCCCCCUAACGACACAUGUGAUUUCGAUGGACUCGAAUAUCCUGACAACCCGAACAACGUGCUGUUUCGAUUGGCCGAGUCCGGAUGGUAUCUUUUUCUUGCAGUGUCCAUUUUCUGGAGCUCAGCUUUCGUCAUCCUCGUCGUGGUCAGGACUCCGCAGCUUCAUUAUCCUCCCGGAUACCUGAUGGUCUGCAUGUCCAUGUGUGACGUGUUCAUGUCCUUUCUCAUUGGAUCUGCAGUGGUACCGGCAUUUGAUCAUGGCUUCCAAUAUCCAACAUUUGUAUGUCACGGACAGGCCAUACUGCUAGCAUUCUUCCAGAAUGUGAAUGCAAUGUGUCUGAUGGUAUCUGCCAUUGACCAAUUUGUGUCCAUCUAUUGGCCACUGAAGUACCACCAGUUUGUCUCCACCGAGAAACUCAUUGGGACUUUUGCAGCCAUUGGGUUCCUGGGAACUCUCAUCCCAGUGUACUGGGCCAUCACGGAUGAAUCAUGGUUUGAUGACUACCUGUACAUCUGCUUCCUGAUCUCGAACAACUUCUAUUUGACAAAUAUACAGAUGCUGCUCAUGUUUGUCACCCCAGGUAUGGUAGUGCUGGGCUGCUAUCUGAUGAUACUGGCCAGUGUGUGGAAGGAGAAGGCGAUGGUAAUGAAGGAGCAGAGACAGGCUGGAGCUGGGAGGAGGGCAAGCAUGGCGGCCCAAGGAGGCAUGCAGAUAGUGGCACAGCUGAAUGCGUGCAAAAUGCUGUUCCUAGUCACUGUCGUCUUCUUCCUCUCAUUCAUUCCCUACAUGACUGUGGACAGGUACAUAGUGUGGACUUGUGAGUCUCCGGCACUGUGGAUGUUCAAGAUGACCGGCUACUUCAUCUUCACCCAGAGUCUCCUCAACUUCUUCCUCUUCUACAAGAUGAAUGUCGGCUUCAAGAAGGGCGCCCACAAGUACUUCGAGACGCUGCCUCUGUUCGACAGGUUGACGGAGGUUAGACGUGAAAACAUCCCCCUGGACGUCAACGGACCAAACACUGGCUACAGAGCCAGCUUUAUGAACAACUCACCCCGACCCAGUAACACCCAAAUCCCAAUUGUUGUCGAAGAUGAAAAGAACCCGGGAGGGGGAGGGAAGGGGGUCGCAGCUACAAGCAGCUUCGGAAACCAGCUCACGCUGGAAUUGGCUGUCGUUGCACCGCAAAAUCAGCCAUCUAUGCAGUCUAUAGCUUCUAAACUUUGUGUGGGUCGAUCUCUGGAGCCGCUCAGCGAAUCAGUGAUGGUAAAUGCCACAGAAAACUUAGCUGUAAAUUCAGACCGACAGGAAGUCAUUAAAACACACGAUCUUCAUGUGGAAGGCGUGGCAAUUUCUUCGGACAACAGAAGUCCAGCAGAUUUUCCGGCAUCUGAGAACAUAUCAACAACUGACCAAUCAGAAGGAAGGGCCGAUGCACAUGAAGAGCUGAAAGUUCCGUUAGCGGACAAGGACAUGAACGCAUUUGACUCAGUCGAAUCUAUCACUCCAUCGGAAAGCGAGUCAGAUAAUACGGAGAGUCAAGAUGAUGGUCAAGACUCAUCAGUAAAAACUCCAAAGCUGAAUAAAAAGAGACGCGCCAAUGCUAAUAGAGUUCCGAAACCACCGAAAAUUGUAAAGUACGGCUGUAGAAAAUCUGUAUCUAUCAAAUUAGACAAGGCAAAUCUGUCGCAAAAACACAUCGACUGGGUUGAACCCAUUUUCAAAGAGUAUCUAACGAUAGCAGAUGAAAGUGCGAGUCAAGAUUUUAUAUCCGAUGGACCUACGCCGAAAAAGAGAAAAGCGCACAAAGAUCCCUACGUCGUGGAUAAAAUUCUGGCUAUGAUCAUGGAUCCGGCAGGCGAUGACUUGUUCUACAUUCGCUGGUUCGGUUAUAGUGAUAGAACUUGGGAACCGUUUGCGAAUCUGGACAACUGUCCAGGAAAGCUGGCCGAAUUUAGAAGAGAGUUGAAACAGUUAAGCAAGUAUGAGGAGCAACGUAGUUUAUGCCGAGAAAAGACGAAAGAAUUUUUGGAUAAAAUUAAUGAACCGUGGCCAAAUCAUGACUCAGGAAUCGAAGUCAGAAAUGACGUGGAUCUUACAUGGCCUAUGAUGACGUUUAAUUAUAUAAUUAACCUUAAGAUGCCUGCUGAUAAAGAAAACGUGACCAUAAGUUGCGAAUGUGUCGAUGGAAUCUGUGAUGAAAAAUGUGCCUGUGCUACCCAAGAGGGAUUCAAGAUGCCUUACAAUCAGGACGGUAUUCUGAUCAAUCGUAGCCAAAACUACCCCGUUUAUGAGUGCAACGAUAACUGUCCCUGUGACCCGGAGAAGUGCCAGUUUAGAGUGGUCCAGAAAGGUAGAAAAGUCAAGAUGCAGAUCUUCAAGACAUCAAAUGGACGUGGAUGGGGCGUGAAGGCUCUUGAGCAUAUCAAGAAGAAUCAGUUUGUAGUCGAGUACAUAGGCGAAGUUGUAUCCUAUCAAGAGGCCAAUGAGAGAGGCAAGCAGUACGAUGCUAGAGGGAGGACAUACCUGUUUGACAUGGAUCUGUUCGAAAUUGAAGGUCAAGAUGAAAGCCAGAAGUUCACGAUUGACGCAAAGCCAUAUGGAAAUGAAGCUAGAUUUAUCAACCACGCUUGUCACCCAAAUUUGUUCACUCGUGCAGUUUGGUGGGAGAGCGCAGACCCCUCAAUUCACCACUUGGCCCUAUUCGCCAAAAGAGACAUCAAAAUAGGGGAUGAGCUCAGCUUCAGCUACAACAACUCAUCACUCUCUAAAGAAUCAGAUGAGGUCAAACGGGAGAAAAACGAAGGUCAAGUCAAGUGCCAGUGCAGAAAGAACUGCCCUAACAAACUCUUCAAAUGAAAUCAGCUCAAAGUUUAAUGAGGUCUUGUUCGUACCGAAAAAACUCAAGAUAGACUAAAGUUGCAAUCACUGUUGUUAAAGGCAGCAAGUUAAUCUUGCUAUACGAUUGUCUUAUGCGCAUCUUAGCCAUUCGAUAAGAGCGGAGCCAGUGUUAUAGCUGAAAUUAAUUGGAUAUGAUUUUAAAGAAUUUGAUUCGUUAAUGUGAAAUUUUGUAAGUUUGUUAUUUUUGACUAAAUUGCUCGGAAAAAUUGAUUUGGGUCUUUUGUGGUUUCUAUCGCAAUUUUGUGGUUUCAAUCACAGAAAUGGUAGCAAUGUAUUUGCUUCUGAAGUGCAAUAAUUGUAACUAGUUUGUCUUUUAUUAAAUUGAUCCGUUGAAGUGUUCGAUUGUUUUUAUCUUUAAUUUAAUCUUUAAUUGAAAUUCAAAAUUUUGAAACGCGUUAUUUUUGAUGUCAAUAAGCCUGAUUUCCUGAUUGAAAAGAUCUGACACGCAGUGUUUCGACCUGAAAAAAAAUACAUUAGCUAC